AUGUUCCGCUCUUUUACUUCUCUUCCUCACUCUUUUCGCAAUAUUUCCCUCCCCUCCACGCUCUCUCCCUCACGACUGGUAUUCCGCAACUCUCUACCCGCAACUCCCGCUGCUCCGAAGCGAUUCCAUAGCCGGUCUUACUCUACCGCAAGUCCCUCGGCCUCUAUCUAUCCACCCCCACCCCACCAAAACCAGCGCUCUCGUCUCCGCCGCUUUAUCGGGUUCACCACGAUCGCUGUCUUCACAUUCACCAUCGGGCUUACCUAUCAAACCCAACGCACCCUCUCACGCAUCAUGGCGACCCCAAAUGACGAGGAGGUCCUGACCGCAUUCCUUGACACCGACUCCGAGAUCACGGAGAUCGAGAACACAAUCCGCACUCACCCCGUCGCAGAGGCCCUCCGCGCAGACCCCGACUUCAGCGAAUCGCGCCCACACCUUACAAUCCCGGGCCCUCUGCGCGAACGCAACCUGACAGCCGGAACGCUAGCAGGACCCGGCAAGAUUGUCGUGCCGCCAUAUGUAUUCAGCGAGCGCGAGGGCAAGACCAUGAUCUCGCUCAUGUAUCUCGGCGGCGAUGUCUGCGGUCACCAGGGUAUUAUUCACGGUGGUCUACUGGCUACACUGUUGGACGAGGGUCUGGCGCGUUGUUGCUUCCCCGCUCUACCUAAUAAGGUCGGCGUUACCGCCAAUCUGAAUAUUGAUUACCGUGCUCCGGCUAUGGCGAAUCAGUAUGUCGCCCUCCGCGCGGAGACUGUUAAGGUCGAGGGUCGCAAGGCGUGGGUGGAAGGUCGUAUUGAGACUCUCCCGAUUGAUGGUUCGGAGCCUGUGGUCCUAGUUGAGGCUAAGGCUUUGUUCAUUGAGCCCCGACAAGCUGCUGCGCUCUCGAGUCUCUACAAGGUGGCGUGA
Messenger RNA from Penicillium roqueforti, 909 nucleotides. RefSeq names its product PaaI family thioesterase. Lineage: Eukaryota; Fungi; Ascomycota; Eurotiomycetes; Eurotiales; Aspergillaceae. The transcript has 3 exons. The record is from RefSeq and is a predicted model, not a curated record. Bases 1 to 909 code for a protein of 302 amino acids.